AUGAAGUUCGUUAUCGUCCUGGUGUCGGCAGGGGUUCUGGCCUUUCUCGGCGCAGUCAUUUGCAUUAUUGCAAGUGUUUACCCUCGACGUUCGACGCCGGGUGUACCUCAAGCUUUGGCUGACAAUCGGUCUUUGUCCUCGGAUUCUCUCCUAGAACCCCUCGGUCCGGGAUCCGUAGCCCAUGCGGGCCCGCUGGGAGCUCUCCACGGUUCUGAUUCUUACGAGGGGGGCCUGGGCCUCGGCAUGGAUAUCCCUACCCUGAACGAGCUCAGCCAGGGGAAGGGGGGAGGCGGGGGAGGUGAACCCCCCAAGCAAUUCACCUUCAGUCGGCUAAUUUGCACCCCGAUACCGAUGGGUGACUGUAGUAAAUCGAGAAGUCUCAAGGAACAAGCCGACGACCCAUACGCGGACGACGAGUGGAACAUUCUCAGAACCACCGCCGAGGAGCUACGGCAGACCGUCAUGCAGCAAAACGACCAGAUUCAGAUGGAUCAGAGGACCAUCGGGGAAUUGACCGGGAAGCUGUCAGAGUGCGAGACCGGACUGGAGGACACCAGCAUCUCCGAGAGGAGCGUGGGCAUCUGGGCGGGCAAUCGCCGCCUGAUGGCCGGGGAUGAGCUGAGCGCAUCCGCGGCAAACCAGCAAUGGCAAACCGCGCGGGCCGUCGAGGAGCUAGAGAAAGCCAUACUCAACCUCAAAGACCGUAUUGAAAAGCUCGAGGCAGAAAUUGGUCCCGCAGCAGUGCAGCAGAACCACACAACAGACACCACGACCAGCCAGCAGCCUUUCAAGCCUUUCAUCAAGCCCAUCACCAGCACCAGUGCCAAAAGCAGUGGCGGCGGCGUUGGCGUUGGUAUUGACGGGGCCAAGCAGAAGACCAGCAGCAGCAGCAGCAGCUGGCGCGGCGUGGAGGACCUGGAGGGGGAGCUGAAGGGCAAGAUGGAGCUGCUGGAGAAGGAGAGGAAGACGCUGCGCAAGGAGACCCAGGGCCACCACAAGCAGAUCGACCAGGGACUCAACAACCUGCACAACCGCAUCGCCGAACUGGAGCAGAGUCUGACGGACUACAGCUACCCCGAGGGCUACAAGCUGUCCUUCCCCUUGCGGACCAACUACAUGUACGGCAUGGUGCGUCGCGUGAUCCCGGAGAUGUACGCCUUCACGGCCUGCAUGUGGCUGAAGCCCACCGAGGGCGGCAUCGGGACCCCCUUCUCCUACGCCGUGCCUGAGCAGCCCAACGAGCUGGUCCUCCUCCAGGGCAUACACAACCCCGUCGAGCUCCUCAUCAACGACAAGGUGGCCCAGCUGCCGCUGUUACUGCCCAUAGGCAUCUGGCAACACAUCUGUGUGAGCUGGACGCUGCGGGACGGAGUUUGGCGAGCCUACCAGGGGGGCAAGCUGAAGGGCCAGGGGGAAGGCCUGGCAGCCUGGCACCCCAUCAGGCCUGGAGGGGUCCUCAUCCUGGGACAGGAGCAGGAUACACUUGGUGGUCGGUUCGACGCGUCCCAGGCGCUGGUGGGGGAACUGUCCAAGUUCAACCUGUGGGACCGGCUUCUCUCCGCAGCCGAGGUGGCCAGCCUGGCCAGUUGCAGCAGUAGUUCCUCAGCCAAGCUGGGCAACGUGGCCCCCUGGACCAGCCGCGACGUGGAGGUCUUCGGAGGGGCCUCCAAGGAGCCUGUGGACCCCUGCGCUCACCGCCCUGGGGCCCCUCAGUAGGAGGUGUGGGAGGUGGGAGUGGGGGUCGGUGGGAGUCAUGGGUGGGAAGAAAAGAGAGAGAGAAGGGGAGAGAGGCAUGCUGGGAGGAUUGUUGUGGGUCACAAUUUUUUUUGUUAUUUGGUCACACUUUACAUGGAUGGUCUUGUAAGAAGAUGGUUCUACUGGUCAUAUCAUUAAGCACCUUUGUGGCUUUGUACCAUCUGGCCCUGUUGUGCAGGCAUAGCUGUGUAACGUCAAUUAAAAUCGUAAAAUAUAUUCAAAGUCUAUUGAU
Molecule: messenger RNA, 1987 nt
Organism: Engraulis encrasicolus (European anchovy)
Lineage: Eukaryota; Metazoa; Chordata; Actinopteri; Clupeiformes; Engraulidae
Gene: nptxrb
Product: neuronal pentraxin receptor b
Exons: 5
Coding region: 1-1716 (571 amino acids)
Source: RefSeq, a predicted model, not a curated record